Heterobilharzia americana is the source of this 458-nucleotide messenger RNA. Lineage: Eukaryota; Metazoa; Platyhelminthes; Trematoda; Strigeidida; Schistosomatidae. The record is from the annotation of a GenBank genome assembly.
CCUACUGUAGGUCAUUCUCUUGCUGCGUAGAGCAGUGGUUGGUCCAUGUUACUUCUGAAAGGAUUUUUGGCAAGAAGCAACUUUUCCUCGUUGAUAUGUCCUCAUCGAAACAAUGCAAAUCGUGCAGUUAUGUGCCGUCCUAAUAGGCGAAUAUACGGACGAACAUAUCUAGUAAAUCUAAUAUAUCCCAAUGGUGGCUUCAUCCGUAUCAGGUUUCAUGAACCUCGAGUAAUGCUUCAGAUUCCUGCUGAUUUAGACCAGUGCUCACCGGAAGAAAAACAGAAGCGUUUCCUGAGACGUCAUCCUCGAUCAAAGCUAAGUUUGCAAGAACACCUAGAAGACACUUUUGAUGAAGAAUCCUACAGUUUCCUCCUAAAAAAGUAGUUUUCCUGACCUUUUGUACAAAAAUCAAUUUCAGUAAUAAAAAUAUUUUGACUUUUUUCCUAAUUCAGUCCGAA